This is a messenger RNA of Endocarpon pusillum Z07020, 1305 nucleotides long. RefSeq lists its product as uncharacterized. NCBI's taxonomy places the organism in Eukaryota, Fungi, Ascomycota, Eurotiomycetes, Verrucariales, Verrucariaceae. The transcript is spliced from 2 exons. Gene Ontology annotation, biological process: transmembrane transport. Bases 1 to 1305 code for a protein of 434 amino acids. Gene Ontology annotation, cellular component: endoplasmic reticulum; membrane. The record is from RefSeq and is a predicted model, not a curated record.
AUGGCUUCAGGUAGCCUACUUUCAUCUUUUCUUGGUGCUUUACAAGCUAGUCUUGCUGUCCUCUUAACCAUCUUCUAUGGCGUUAUUGCUGCUCAGUUCAAGCUCCUUGAUGGACAAUCUGCAACGUCCAUUUCCAAAGUAUGUGUGCGCAUGUUCCUGCCAGCAUUGCUGAUCACGAGAGUUGGUGCCGAACUGCAUCUUGACACGGCAGUCCGUUAUGUUCCCGUCCUAAUCUGGGCAAUAUCUUACACGCUUAUCUCAAUGGCAAUUGGUCUCCUCGGCGUCAGGAUAUUCAAGCUUCCUCAAUGGGUCACUCCUGCUAUCUGCUUCAACAAUACCACCUCUCUCCCUCUAUUACUCAUUCAGGCUCUCGACGCGACUGGCAUACUCUCUAGUCUUGUCAUUGGUGGCGAAUCCACCGCUGCAGCAAUAAAGCGUGCCACCUCAUACUUUCUAGUCUGCGCCAUUGUUGGCAACUCCAUGACCUUUGCCCUGGGGCCUCGCCUUAUGGAUGCUGAAAACGCUCCUGAUGAUCCCGACAGCGGUAGAAAGGAAGAGGACGAAGAAGAGGACAGCCAAGAGAGAGAUCAAAAUGGCAGGCAGGAACAGGAGACUGGCGACCCUGACGAGCAAACGUCUCUAUUACCCAGGACUGUCAGGGACGCACAUAGGCAGGCAUACAACCACAGCUACGACCGUGGCAAAAGGCAUUGGGACCGGCUGCAUCCUAAGGCCCAAUAUGGACUUGGGUUCCUGGCGGAUUUCUUCAACGCACCGCUUAUUGGGGCCCUGCUGGGUGCUUUCAUUGGCUUGGUACCUCCCCUGCACAGAGUCUUCUUCAACAGCCAGGAAGAUGGAGGAUUUCUCAGUGCGUGGCUGACGACUUCCAUCCGUAAUAUCGGAGAUCUUUUUGCCUCCCUGCAAGUCAUCGUUGUUGGCGUUACGCUCUCUUCCUCUCUAAGGAAGUUGAAACGGGGCGAACAUUCCGGAAAUGUGUCUGUGAUUUCGACGUUGUUCAUUGUAUUUGUACGAUUUAUACUUUGGCCAAUCAUCAGCAUCUCCUUCAUCUGGCUGCUGGUAACAAAGACCAACGUAUUGGGCGAUGACCCUAUGUUAUGGUUCACCAUGAUGCUAAUGCCGACCGGUCCUCCUGCGAUGAAGCUGACGGCCAUGGCUGAGGUUAAUGGAGCGGACGAAGAAGAAAAGAUGGCCAUUUCGAAAAUUUUAGUAAUUACUUACGCAGUAACACCAUUGACCUGCUUCACCGUUGUCGGAGCGCUCAAAGCAAGUCAGGCCGCUAUUUGA